AACCUGAACUCAGCUUUAUGGCUCAAAUGCAUACAGCAGUAGAGCACACUCCAGCAUUGACUAAGUUCCUACUUGUCUUUUUCCUCCUUUCCCUUUUUAAAAAACAAAGAUUUUGGUGAGAAAAUGACUAGCGGAAAAAUUAGAGACUAUGACAGCAUUGCAUCUUUUCUUGGAUCUUGGGGACCCUUUCAGCGAAGGAUUUUUUUAGCACUGGCCAUUAGCAUCUUCCCGAAUGGGUUUAUUGGUAUCUAUAUUGUAUUUGUGGCUGAUACCCCACCUCACGAGUGCUAUAUCCCCGAAGACUACAGUAUCAGUGAGAUAUGGAGAAAUGUGACAAUCCCUCUGGAAACAGUCAAUGGCAUCGAAAAGCGCAGCUCUUGCUCAAGGCUUAACCUGGAAAUCGUCAGGAACUACUCUCAGCAUGAAUUCCUCCCGAACAUCGAUGUGAAUGUAAGUGAAAUUCCUUUGGAGGGUUGUCUGAAUGGGUGGACGUACAGCAAGGACAUCUACCAGUCAACUAUUGUCACAGAGUGGGACUUGGUAUGUGACAAUGGAUACAAAACUCCCCUGACCACCUCUAUCCACUACAUUGGUGUGCUGAUGGGAGCGUUUAUCUCAGGCCAGAUGUCUGACAGGUAUGGACGGAGGCCGGCACUCUUUCUCAUGAUGUUUCUUCAGACUGUUUCAAUCACAGCACAGAUAUUCUCCCCGAACUGGGAGGUCUUCACUCUUAUUUUCUUCUUUGCGGGGGCAGGAGGAUUCUCCAACUAUACCAUUGCAUUUGUGCUGGGUACAGAAACUCUAAGCCCAAAAGCCCGAGUGGUCUUCUGCUCCCUUGGGGUUUUCAUGAGCUCUGCUUUGGGGUACAUGGCAAUGCCAGCUGUGGCUUACUUUCUCCGUGAUUGGCGGUUGCUGUUGAUUCCCAUGGCUGCCUCUGGCCUGAUCUACAUCCCCCUGUGGUGGUUAGUCCCCGAGUCUCCUCGCUGGCUGCUCUAUCAGGGAAGAGUGAAGGAGGCUGAAGCCGCACUGAGAAACGCGGCCAAGGCAAAUAAAACAGAGGCUCCAGAGACCAUUUUUACACAAGCUGAGAUCGAAGAUGCACUGGCUAUGAAAGACAAGAAAUAUAACAUUUUGGCUAUUCUAAGCAGCUGCAAUACUUUCUCCAUCACAUUAGUGUGUGCACUUCUGUGGGUCAUCGUCACCAUUAGUUACUAUGCCUUAAUCCUCAACACUUCCAACCUGCACGGCAAUCCGUACAUAAACUGCUUCCUGUCUGCUGUGACAGAAGUGCCGGCUUACAUAAUUGCCCUGUUACUGCUCCAGUUCUGCUCCAGGCACUUCUGCCAGUCCUCUACACUUUUCGUUGGAGGCAUUAUGAUCCUGUGUGUUCACCUCAUUCCAAUAGGUUUACCAGGUGUCGCUGUGUUUCUUGAGAUGUUGGGGAAGUUUGGCAUCACAUCCUCUUUUUGUGUGGUGUAUGCCGUUUCAUCAGAGCUCUUCCCUACUGUUAUCAGAAAUACAGCCAUGGGGUGUUGUUCCAUGGCUGCUCGUGUUGGAACCAUCAUUUCUCCCUUCAUCAUUUAUCUGGGGCAAUACUACAAGUCACUCCCAUACAUAUUGAUGGGAAGUUUAGCCAUUUGUGGUGCUAUCUUGUGUCUCCUGCUGCCAGAAACAUAUGGGAAGGCUUUACCAGAGACUAUGACACAAAUGCAGCAGAUAUGCAGGAGAAGAAGACAAAAAGGGAAGGCCGCUGAAGACAAAGAGAUCACGGCUGACUGUCAGAAGAAAGAAUCCAAGUUGUAGUUAGUUAUGAUUUUUUGUUUGUAUGUAUUUCUGUUUUGUUCUUUUGCCAAAGGUUCCGUAGACGACAAUAACGGUCUCCCGUUGUAACUAGACUUUUAGAUUUUAAUACCCUUUUUGCAGAUCUAAAUCUGUUUUAUGUAUUAUAUCUAUGUCAAAACUGAAGUUUCUCAGCUCUCUCUUAAAACGUUGUUUCUUAUACAACGUUUUUAAUAUUUUUGGACUGCGGAUCAGAAUAAUACAAAAUCCAUAUGAACAUGAUAGCAUUAAACAGGAGGACUUGACAGCACAAGUUGUAGGGGUUAGAUGUCGAAGGAAAAAGGGAAAACAAGGUGACCAUAUGCAUGCUGAUGCUGUCUAUUUCCUGACUUUUGCAUAUUCUCAUGAAUAUCUGAGAAAGCAAAAACAAUAGCUUUUUUCCUUGAAGUUUUCAGGUGUAAAUUCCGACAACCAGAUGCAGCUCUCAGCAAAAGUUAAAAAUAUAUCCAAAUCCAAGGAAAGGGAGGCUGGCACCAGGCUGGGACUAGUCUUGACUUGACUAAUCGGACUAGUCCCAGCCUAGUCAAGCGAGCAUGAGCUGAUGAAGCCUCUUGAAUGAGAGGUGAAACGUCUUCAAAGACAAAUAACUAAGUCCAGUUGCAUUCGAUUGA
Messenger RNA from Scatophagus argus, 2450 nucleotides. Its product is annotated as solute carrier family 22 member 4-like. Gene Ontology annotation, molecular function: transmembrane transporter activity. Gene Ontology annotation, biological process: transmembrane transport. NCBI's taxonomy places the organism in Eukaryota, Metazoa, Chordata, Actinopteri, Scatophagidae. The coding region runs from base 124 to 1803 and encodes 559 amino acids. The record is from RefSeq and is a predicted model, not a curated record. The transcript is spliced from 10 exons. Gene Ontology annotation, cellular component: membrane.